Messenger RNA from Ipomoea nil (Japanese morning glory), 423 nucleotides. RefSeq names its product octapeptide-repeat protein T2-like. The record is from RefSeq and is a predicted model, not a curated record. The transcript has a single exon. Lineage: Eukaryota; Viridiplantae; Streptophyta; Magnoliopsida; Solanales; Convolvulaceae. The coding region runs from base 1 to 423 and encodes 140 amino acids.
AUGAGAGAGCAACAGAGAGAGAGGGGGAGGGCGAGGAGCGACGAGAGGCACGGAGACGGGAGUGGGGGAGGGGAGAGGGCCAAGGGAGAGGAACAAGCAAAAAAACAGAGCAAGCAAGGACCAGAGGGAGGAAGGGCGAUGGGGGGGCAGCCGCCGGAAGCCCACGCAGACAGGAAGGGCUGGAGGGAAGGGCGGGGGGCGGAGGAGGAGGGGAAAGGAGGCGGCACAAGGGGAGGACACGAAAGGGCCUGGGAGGAGAGGGGGCGGAACGGUGAGAGGCGGAAGGGGAAGGCACGGGAGAUACGGGAGGAGGAGGAGGAACAGGGGGGAAAAGCAAGGCCGGCCGAGGGGGAGGGGGGACGGAGGGCAGGGGGCGAAAGGGCGCGAGGGUACAGGCCGAAGAAAAAGAGAGUAGGCGACUAG